Molecule: messenger RNA, 2223 nt
Organism: Strongylocentrotus purpuratus (purple sea urchin)
Lineage: Eukaryota; Metazoa; Echinodermata; Echinoidea; Camarodonta; Strongylocentrotidae
Gene: rngtt
Product: mRNA-capping enzyme
Exons: 16
Coding region: 126-1967 (613 amino acids)
Biological process (GO): protein dephosphorylation; 7-methylguanosine mRNA capping
Molecular function (GO): mRNA 5'-triphosphate monophosphatase activity; mRNA guanylyltransferase activity; ATP binding
Source: RefSeq, a predicted model, not a curated record
AUACCAUACAAGUCAAUGCGAGUUGAAAUUUUAGUCUGCCGAUAAUUCAGAAAAACAAAGAAACAAAUUUAGAAGCAAAUCUAUGAGAAAUUCAAGUGAAAUCUACUACUGAGACAAGCUCUGGUAUGUUGGCUGUACCAGAACGUUGGUUGAACUGCCCUCGCAAGGGAACCUUGAUUGCAGGAAAGUUCCUCCCUUUUAAGACUCCGCUUGGUCCAAAGUACAAUGACAGCAUUCCUGAAGAGAACCGUUUUGACACUUCCAUGUUGUUUGCCUACAUGAACUCCAGGCAGGUCAAACUUGGCUGGGUCUUUGACCUCACCAAUACAAACAGGUUCUACGAUAAGGAUGAGAUCGAGAAGAAUGGAGCCAGACACAUCAAGCUGCCAUGUAGAGGACGUGGUGAAUGCCCUUCCAAAGAACAGACAUCCCUCUUCAUCCAGAUGUGUAGCACCAACUGCAAGAACCCUGAUCAGAUUAUUGGUGUACACUGUACCCAUGGUUACAACAGGACUGGUUUUCUUAUCUGCGCUUACCUGGUAGAGACCUUGGACUGGAGUGUGGAUGCGGCAGUGAGUCUGUUUGCCCAGGGCAGGCCUCCAGGCAUCUACAAAGGAGACUACAUCCAAGAGCUUUUUGAUCGCUAUGGCGAUGUCUCGGAAGCUCCUCCCCCUCCUGACCUGCCCGAUUGGUGUGUUGGAGCUGAUGACAGAGAUGACGAUGAAAUUGCAGCUUCUUCCAAGAAACAGGGAGGAGGAGGAGGCAGAAAUAAAAACCAACAAGAUAAGCAGUUUGUGGAGGGAGUAAAAGGUGUGACAGUUGUGACAGAUUUCCAGAAAGCCAACCAUCUCAGAAGAAAAGUGGAGCAAAUGGUCGGAUGGAAAAGACAAGAGUUCCCAGGCAGUCAACCUGUUUCCAUGGAUAGGAACAACAUCAACUUCCUGAAGAAGAAUUACUACUGGGUCAGCUGGAAAGCAGAUGGGAUAAGGUACAUGAUGUUAAUAGAUGGUCCAGGAGAGGUGUAUCUCUUUGAUAGAGAUCACGUUGUCUUCUCAGCUCCUCAUCUCUCAUUCCCAAAUCGUAAGGGACCUCACAGAGAUACCCUUGUAGAUGGGGAGAUGAUUAUCGACACAGUGGACGGCAAAUCCGUAGCAAGAUAUCUCAUCUAUGACAUCAUCAAAUAUUGGGGCAAACCAGUAGGUGGAUGCGACUUUGGUUGGAGGAGACGAUGUAUCCAAGAUGAGAUCAUAGCACCUAGAGAGGUUGAGUUGCAGAAAGGCUCCAUCGAUAGGAUGCGAGAACCUUUCGGCAUCAGAGAGAAACCCUUCUGGGAUAUAACCUCGUCUAAGAAGAUACUUGAUGGAAGCUUCAGCCAAGAACUGAUGCAUGAGACAGAUGGACUCAUAUUUCAACCGCACAAAGAUCCGUACAUACCAGGACGAUGUGACUUGAUACUGAAGUGGAAGCCACCCAGUCUAAACUCUGUUGACUUCAGAAUCAAGGUGACCGUUGUCAAGAGAGAAGGGUGCAUCCCAGAGACGCUUGGUCUGCUCUUUGUCGGGGGUCAACAGCAACCCUUUGGACAAAUGAAGAUCACCAAGGACCUGAAGCAGUAUGACAAUAAGAUCAUUGAGUGUUCCUACAACAACAAGAAAGGUUGGCAGUUUAUGAGAGAGAGGACGGACAAGAGCUUUCCCAACGGCUACAAGACAGCCGUCGCCGUGUGUCAGAGUAUACAAAAUCCAGUCACCAAGGAUUUCCUGAUGAACUUCAUCGACAAGGAAGCCAUCAAACCUUCCAGCAACAAACGUCCUGCAGACAACAGCAGCAGCAGCAGUAGUAGUCCUCGGCCCCCUCCCGCCAAGCAGCAGAGGACAGACAGCCACCCACCUUCCUCCCUGGCCAGCGGACCAGGCAGGCCAUCAAGCUCCCUCAUGCCUCCUCCUCCAGCUCCACUCCAUCACUGAGAGAGGGAAUGUUUUUUUAAAUUUCUUUGAGAAAAAGGACUCAAUUUGACAAUGAAGCUGGUUGAUUUCUUGGCGGUGACGAGACAGGAACCAUUAUUCGGCCUCUCUCUGUACCAUGAGAUUUGCAAAGCCCGCAAGCUUGCUCAUGCCUCGUCAUGCGUUGGCUCUACGGUCAUCAGAAAGGAGGGGGAAGGAAGGGAGAGAGAGAUGAGAGAGAGAGAUGAGAGAGAGAGAUGAGAGAGAGAGAGACGAGAGA